AUGUGUUCGGUGAGCGUGUGCUGCUGUGCUGCUCCGCUUCUGCUGCUGCUGCUGCUCAAAUGUAUGCUGGGACGGUGGUGUCGGUCCGGCGGUGGGCUGACGUUUCCGUGUCUGCCGCGGGUGCCCGUGUUCGGCAGUCUGCUGCACCUGCGCUCGUCUCUGCCGCCUCACCUGCUCUUCACACAGCUGUCGCGCAGGUACGGUCCCGUGUUCGGCUUGUACGCCGGACCGCACUUCACACUGGUGGUCAGUGAGAUCAGUCUGGUCAGAGAAGUGCUGCUGCAGCGCGGACGAGAGUUUGCUGGACGACCCAAGAUGGUGACCACAGAUGUGUUGACUCAGGGUGGAAAGGAUAUCGCGUUUGCAGACUACAGUCCGUUGUGGAAGAACCAUCGGCGUCUGGUGCACAACUCAUUCACACUGUUCGGCGAGGGAUCCAGCAAAUUACAGACCAUCGUUCAGGAGGACGCAGACAGUCUGUGUGAGGAGCUCCAGUCCUGCAGGGGUCAGAGUUCAGAUCUCAGUCCGAUUCUGAUGCGGGCCGUCACUAACGUCAUCUGCAGGCUGGUGUUCAGCUCCUCGUACCAGCCCAACGACCCCGAGCUCCUGACCGUCAUAGACUACAACGACGGCAUCGUCCAGACCAUCGCCAGAGGAGGACUCGUCGACAUCUUUCCCUGGCUGAGAAUUUUCCCCAACAAGGACCUGAAGAAACUGAAGCAGUGCGUUUCAGUGAGAGACCGACUACUGCACAGGAAACUACUGGAGCACAAGAUGACCCUCACACCUGGAGAGCCUCGAGACCUGCUGGACGCUCUUCUGAUUGGUCAGAUGAAGGGGUCAGGUGGGGAGGAUGACAUCACGGAGGAUCAUGUGCUCAUGACGGCAGCGGAGGCGUUUGGAGCCGGUGUGGAGACGACCUCCACCACACUACUGUGGACCAUAGCCUUCCUACUGCACCACCCACAGGUGCAGGAGCGUGUUCACUCUGAGCUGGAUGAGCGUGUGGGUCGGGACCGUCCUCUGUCUCUGAGCGACCGCUCACGUCUGCCCUUCCUGGACGCCGUUCUCUGUGAGGUGAUGCGGAUCCGUCCCGUCAGCCCCGUCCUCAUCCCGCACGUUGCUAUGCAGGACACCAGUUUAGGGGGUCACUCUGUUCCUAAAGGAACGCGUGUGUUGGUGAACAUGUGGGCGAUUCACCACGACCCCAAAUACUGGGACGAGCCUGACCAAUUCAGACCAGAGCGAUUCCUGGACUCGUCAGGAAAAAGAGCGACUCCGGGCAGCUUCCUGCCGUUCGGCGCCGGUCCGCGCAUCUGUGUGGGAGAAUCUCUGGCCAGGAUCGAGCUCUUUCUGUUCGCCAGCCGCCUCCUGCAGCGCUUCCACUUCAGCGUCCCGCCUGGGGCUUCCCUGCCCGACCUGAAGGGGCGACUCGGUGUGGUGCUGCAGCCUCUGCGCUACAGCGUGAGAGUCACACCGCGACACUGACUGACACACUGCACUGCCGAUACCGGACAGCAGGGGGAAACACUGAGAGCGGCGCUCAGCCCACCGCUGCAGGAGUGUGUGUGUGUGUGUGUACUUGUUUUUGCUACAUUGUGGGGACCAAAUGUCCCCACAAGGAUAGUAAAACCUGAAAUUUUUGACAUUGUGGGGACUGGCUUGAGGUCCCCAUGGGUACAAAUCUUAUAAAUCAUACAGAAUGAGUUUUUUUGAGAAAGUAAAAAUGCAGAAAGUUUUCUGUAAGGGUUAGGUUUAGGGGUAGGGGUAGGGUAAGGGGAUAGAAAAUACAGUGUGGACAGUAUACAAACCAUUGCACCUAUGGAGAGUCCCCACAAAGAUAAUAAACCAGACGUGUGUGUGUGUGUGUGUUUGAGAGAGAACUUUAGCAAACAGAAGAGCCACACAGAAUUAGCCUGCUAUGAAAUUUAAAAAUAUCAUAAAACGAGACAAAGAAAAUAAAGAGGAAAUAAAAUAAAAAAAUAUUAAAUUAAGUAAUAUUUAAUAUAAUUUAAUUUUACAAUAAAAUAAAUUAAAUAACCAAAACAAUGAAUGGAUAAAUAAAUAAAUAAAUAAAUACAGACGGGGAUGAAAACAAAAGAAAGAAAAAAAGCUUUUCAGGAAGUUUAAUUUCCUCUAUUAAUUUGCAGAAAUUCAAAGCAUUCUUCAUUAUUUUUAUCACCGAAAUUAAUCACCGCUCAAUAUGAAAUGAGCAGAAAUGUGUUGAAGGUUUUAGGAAUCCAUUCUUAAUGUUAAGAAUAAGAAUAAAUAUAGGAUAAUAAAGGAUAAUAAUUAUAUGCUAAAUCAUGUUUCUUUUUUUCAUAAAUAUACCAAGGAUCACAUUUUCCUUUUUUUUUUUUUUAUUAUUAUUAUUAUUAUUAUUUAGAGAAUUUGUCAAAUUCCAAAGGAUUUACUCUUUACUCAAAAAUAUUUCAUUUUAAAUGUCUUAAUUUAUCAGCUUCAUUCUUGGAAAAUUAGUGAGAAGCUGACUUUUUACUUGAGGAAAAGGGGUAUAAUCAAUGUUUGCUUAUAAUCAAGGUGCUUAAUGUACUUAAAUUUGACUUUUUGAAACGUAAGGCCUGGAAAACCUUUGAAAAUACCGAAUUCCUGAAGAGGUACAUGAAAAGUACUUGAGUUAUUAAAGGCGUUGUAUCUAAAUAAGUGUUUACUUUUGUCAAUAAGCACAUAUUUUUCCAUGCAAUUCCAAAAACAUCAUACCCUUUUUUUUUUUUUUGCUUAUUUUAGUUCAUGCCAGAAAACAAUCGAGCUAAGCCAGUAGUAGUACUGACAGGCGGUGUAAACAUGAAUGAAGACGCGAAAAGAACAGAUGAACUGAAUCAAUUGAGUCAUUUACGCGUGAACCGCUCCUAUUGAUUCAAACUCGCGACUUCGAUCAUUCAUUUCAAGCGAUUCACUAGUAAAAACCAGAUCAAAUUAAAGGAGCCAUUUGUUUUCGAAUUUCAGCAUCGCUUGUAACGAUUUUAAAAAGCACGUAGUGAUGGUGAAUCAUUUGAUUUAGAACGGAACUUGUUCGUGAAUCAUUUAGCGAAUUAAAUGGUUCAAAUCAAAUGAUUCGCGAUUUGAACUCUCGAUCUAAAUCAAAUGAUUCGCGAUACGCAAAUUUCCGAUCUAAGUCAAGUGAUUCGCGUUCCGAGUCCUGAUCUGAAAUGAUGGUUCGCGAAUCAUUUGAUUUAGAUCGGAACUGGUCCGUGAAUCAUUUCGCGAAUUGAAUGGUUCAAAUCUAAUGAUUCGCGAUUUGAAGUACCGAUCUAAAUCAGAUGAUUCGCGAUCCACGCUCCGAGUCCUGAUCUGAAAUGAUGGUUCGCGAAUCAUUUGAUUUAGAUCGGAACUUGUUCGUGAAUCAUUUAGCGAAUUAAAUGGUUCAAAUCAAAUGAUUCGCGAUUUGAACUCUCGAUCUAAAUCAAAUGAUUCGCGAUACGCAAAUUUCCGAUCUAAGUCAAGUGAUUCGCGUUCCGAGUCCUGAUCUGAAAUGAUGGUUCGCGAAUCAUUUGAUUUAGAUCGGAACUGGUCCGUGAAUCAUUUCGCGAAUUGAAUGGUUCAAAUCUAAUGAUUCGCGAUUUGAAGUACCGAUCUAAAUCAGAUGAUUCGCGAUCCACGCUCCGAGUCCUGAUCUGAAAUGAUGGUUCGCGAAUCAUUUGAUUUAGAUCGGAACUUGUUCGUGAAUCAUUUAGCGAAUUAAAUGGUUCAAAUCAAAUGAUUCGCGAUUUGAACUCUCGAUCUAAAUCAAAUGAUUCGCGAUACGCAAAUUUCCGAUCUAAGUCAAGUGAUUCGCGUUCCGAGUCCUGAUCUGAAAUGAUGGUUCGCGAAUCAUUUGAUUUAGAUCGGAACUGGUCCGUGAAUCAUUUCGCGAAUUGAAUGGUUCAAAUCUAAUGAUUCGCGAUUUGAAGUACCGAUCUAAAUCAGAUGAUUCGCGAUCCACGCUCCGAGUCCUGAUCUGAAAUGAUGGUUCGCGAAUCAUUUUUCAAAUCGGGACUUAAUAGCGUGGAUCGCGAAUCAUUUGAUUUCGAGCGGAACUUCGGUGCGGGUUCGCGAAUCAUUUGUUUCAUAUCAGGAUUUCGAAGCGAUUUCGCGAAUCUUUUUUUUUUCUGUAGAGAACAGUAGGAAACAUCAAACCAGGCCCGGUUCUACGGGGGUGCUUGAGGGUGCUAAGCACCCCCAAACAAAAGCAAAAGCACCCUCAGAUAAAAUUAUUAAUAGCGUAUUAAUUUUUAAAUUAAUGAACACGCAGACAGAUGCACACACAUACAUAAAUUCGCCAAAUUAAUACGUACACACAAGCUUAUAAAUACACAAGCUGAAUUGUUAAAAGCGCACCUCGGGUCAUGUGACACGAACCAACCAAUCAGCUUCAUCCUUUAUAGAAACAACAUUGAAAACUCAGCCAAGACGGUGAAACAGCUGAUCAUAGCUGUACAGGGAUAGACAUUUUUAAAAUACAUUUUGUAGCAGGGCAGUGCUAGAAAGCCAUUUAUCAUUUGCUGAAACUAACUUGUCUUCAUGGAGAGCGUAGGCCAUGGUUGCCUAGUAACGACAGACGCCAUGGGAGCGUAACUUAGCGCUUUGGAAAGAACGCGUUUUUAGGCGCGACAUGUGAACUGCUCCUAGAUGAGCAUGCAGUAAUAACCUUCACAGUGUA
Molecule: messenger RNA, 4657 nt
Organism: Labeo rohita (rohu)
Lineage: Eukaryota; Metazoa; Chordata; Actinopteri; Cypriniformes; Cyprinidae
Product: steroid 17-alpha-hydroxylase/17,20 lyase
Exons: 8
Coding region: 1-1488 (495 amino acids)
Biological process (GO): hormone biosynthetic process; progesterone metabolic process
Molecular function (GO): heme binding; steroid 17-alpha-monooxygenase activity; iron ion binding
Source: RefSeq, a predicted model, not a curated record